Lolium rigidum is the source of this 831-nucleotide messenger RNA. RefSeq names its product 50S ribosomal protein L12-1, chloroplastic-like. Gene Ontology annotation, biological process: translation. Bases 99 to 629 code for a protein of 176 amino acids. Gene Ontology annotation, molecular function: structural constituent of ribosome. Lineage: Eukaryota; Viridiplantae; Streptophyta; Magnoliopsida; Poales; Poaceae. Gene Ontology annotation, cellular component: ribosome. The transcript has 2 exons. The record is from RefSeq and is a predicted model, not a curated record.
GUCUAUCUAUCCCCUCGCCUCAUCUUAUCCCCUCCAUUGCUCGCGCUUCCUCCUCCCUCCUCCCGCUCACUCCCGAAGCCAAGCCUCCAGAGCUCCCAAUGGCAUCCACCACCUUCUCCUCCGCCUUCUCCAUCCUCUCGCUCCCCUCCACCUCGCCAUCCCCCUCGGCCUCGGUCCCCAGGACCCUCCCCAUGGUCAACCGCCGCCGCCGCGCCGUCGCCGUCGCCUCCACCGCCACGGAGUCCCCGAAGGUCCUUGAGCUCGGCGAUGCCAUUGCCGGGCUCACUCUCGAGGAGGCGCGCAACCUCGUAGACCACCUCCAGGAACGUCUCGGCGUCUCCGCCGCAUCCUUCGCGCCCGCUGCCGCGGCGGCGGCGCCCGCGGCUGCGGUGGCAGAGGAGGCCCCGGUCGAGAAGACGGAGUUCGAUGUCGUCAUCGAAGAGGUGCCCAGCAGCGCGCGUAUCGCGACCAUCAAGAUUGUGCGCGCGCUCACCAGCCUGGCUCUGAAGGAGGCCAAGGACCUUAUCGAGGGGCUCCCCAAGAAGCUCAAGGAGGCCGUCAGCAAGGAGGAGGCCGAGGAGGCCAAGAAGCAGCUCGAGGGGGUCGGCGCCAAGGUGACAAUCGCGUGAGAGUAGAGCAAUGUGAGUACAUCCUUUUUUACCUUCGACGUGGCAUGUGAAGUUGGGUAGUUGGAGGACACGACACUCCAGAUGCAGAUAUCUAUGUUUGGAACUGAACCUCGGAAGUUGAGUGAAAAUAAUGUGUUGUAUUUCUAGAGUAUUUUGUUCCUACCCGUUAUUUCAAUCUAUUGAGCCGAUGAAAGUUACUUUA